CUGAUGCAACUCGUCGUCCUCCUGCCGUGCACCGCAAACCACCAAUGUAUAUUACACCUAUAUCGCAGAGACCACCUACAAUAGACCCACAUCCAUCCAUUUCCCUUCGUCUCCGCAGACUUUUUCGGAUCGCUUCUCACACGAAUGCAGUCCCUCCUACACGUAAUGAUCAACUUUGUGGUCCCCUGGAUUUCCCUGCCACGUCGCCCCUACCCCGCCCUCUCUUGGGGCGCACCACAACUCAGAGACGUUCAAACAUGAAUUCCGGCGAGAACUCUCGAUCACUGUCAAUCACCCAACCAUCUGCUACCUCCAAUACUCGCCCAUACAAUCUACCAACCUGGUGGCCCCUUCGUGUGAGUCACGCACAGCCGCCUAUCGUCGAUGUUCCUCUCGCGCAGGGUAAAGAGCGCAACGCUUCAGCGGAUGCUCCCAAAAAAGACGAUGAUAUAGUACCCGAUGAAUACUUCGACCCGCCUUCACCAAACCCCGAUUCACAACAACCAGGAGCAGCAGCACAGACCAACACUGGAGGGCAUGGAGGCGACCGGUGUUGUUUCUGCUUCUAGCAUCAUUGCCGCUGACAUUUUCUGUACCGUAUCUUC
This is a messenger RNA of Suillus clintonianus, 605 nucleotides long. RefSeq lists its product as uncharacterized. Bases 45 to 569 code for a protein of 174 amino acids. The transcript is spliced from 4 exons. The record is from RefSeq and is a predicted model, not a curated record. NCBI's taxonomy places the organism in Eukaryota, Fungi, Basidiomycota, Agaricomycetes, Boletales, Suillaceae.